AUGAGGAAACAGAGCUCAGGUCUCCCCACACCCACUGGCCCUGGCAAGGCUGAAGGAUUACAUUUCCCAUGUUUACAAACACUAAAAGCGCGGGAAAAGAGUCCAGCAGCUGGGGACGUGUGGUGGCCAAAACUCUCUGAAAAGGAAGGUAGUGUUUCUCCCUGGUUGGUGACAGACUCACAGUACAAGAUGAUGAUGCUACAGCCUCAAGACCUCUCGGAGUAUGAGAUACUCCGGGAACAGAACAUCCAGAAGAGACAGCACCUGAUGGCAGCUCUUAUGAGAGACUUCCAGGAGUUCAAGUCUGCAGUGGCUCCCCCAAAGCCCAUCAUGAAGGAGGUGAAGGAACCCCACAAGGAGCAGCGGCGCCUCAGUGGUUGUGCCCCCAGGCGACGCAGCAGCAGGAAUAACAGGUUCCAGCCAUACCACUCACCCCCAAAGACCAGAGCACGACGGGAAGCCACCAACAGUGCACAGGCAGAGUGGGAGCGUCUCAUUCAAGACGAUGAUGCAAACCCCUAUUGGGUUCCCAUAGACGAGGAUGAUGCUGAGGGGGAGGAGAAGGAACCUCAGCCUCUGUAUGUCAAGUUUCACUUCACAUUGUGCCAUCAGACUUCAGACAGUGACUCAGAUAAAGAGGAGGAAGAAUCAGAGGAUGAGAUAGAGUGCUUUGUGGAGGACAUGGACGUGACCAAGAUGAGACCAGCAGAUCAGUAUGAGUCACUGCACAGCUGUAGUGUGAGGCAGCAGAGCAGGAGUGGCUGGUCCCGGGGCAGCGAGGGCACAGAAAGGGGGGGACGCCGGAAAGGAAACCUCAGCUUUGACCCAAAUGUAAAUAUAGUGAUGCCCAAGGACAUCACUCCACAAGCCCUGAGGAAUGUGGCGGAGCGAAGUGGAAGGAAGGUGUACAAUGCCUACAUAGGAACCACCUGUCACCAGUGCAGGCAGAAGACGAUAGACACCAAGACAGUGUGUCGGUCUGGAGACUGUUCAGGCGUGCGGGGGAUGUUCUGCGGCCCCUGCCUCAAGAACCGGUAUGGGGAGGAGGUGAAGGAGGCGCUGCUUGACCCACGAUGGAUGUGUCCUCCCUGCCGAGGUCUUUGUAACUGCUCCAUCUGCCGGAACAGGAGUGGGAAGGGCGCCACGGGGAUCCUCAUCAACAUUGCCCGGGCGCGUGGCUUUGACAAUGUGAAGGAUUACUUGGAGAGUCUCAUCAAGUAGUGGCCCUCUGAGGUUGACAUCUUCUCCCUGUCUUGUUAUGCCUCCUCACAAUUCUAACUUUGUUUACUCUUUUGCCAGAUAUAUUGGUAAAGUUUUAAGUGCCAUCUUGUGGUGAGGACGGGUUGAUGGUUGCUAAGAGUUUAUCAUGACUAGAUAAUCAUUUUUUUUUUUUUUCAUGAUGAGUGGAUUAUAAGAGAAAUGGAAAGGUUCUGUUUUAGUUAAUACUGUUCUGAUUGCAGGAAAUUGAUUAUUCCUGUAGAAUUUGGAGAAGAGUUCAACACUGCUGUUAGUACACAAAACCUGAAAGUAAAUCAUAAGUUUUGAACAAAGAAAGAACUUGAUUUUAUAGUAGCAAAGAGGUACUUAUGUGCAGCCUUUGUGAGUAUAGUGCUGUAUUCUAGUAAAUCCUGGAAAAUGAAGGAGGAUAAUGUUAGCUUGUUAAAGAGAACAGAGAUUAGGAAUAUUGGAUGGAUCUGCAGUGUCAGUGAACAGCAACUUGUAUGGAACCUUUCAAAAUUAUGGUGAUUUAGUUAAGUGAGAGCCAGCUACCAAAUAGAGUGUGAUAAGGCCGAAUAGACACUGAAUGAAGUGAAUGAGUUUAGAUAUUAUGGUUAGGUCAUGUGCAGGUACAGAACAUAGAGGAAGGGGCAUCCUAGGGUGUCCAAGACAGCAAUGAAUCACCAUAGGUAUUGGUGACAAGUGUUCCCUCCCAACCUUUCCUGGUGGUCAGACCAUCUCAGGGUGCGGAGUGAGGCCAUCACAACCCCACACCUCAUUCAUUCACUCUUGUUUGACAUGUCCUGCCUGCCAUAUACUCUAGUUUAUCAUGCCAUCUAUACCAAAUCACAACCAUGUCUCAUAUCACUUCCAUUACUUGGAUCCUAAAUCAUUCAGUCUUACCCCAUGUCCAUAUUUCAUUUGCAUGUAUGAUACCAGUGUAAUGCCCCUUUCACCUUCAUGCUUACUGUUCUAUCUUCCUUUAUAUAUCAAGAAUCCUGUUGUUUUCCUCUCCCACACAUCCCUCUCUUUUGUCGAUUUGCCUCCAUGCAUUCACACUUCCACAGGACUGAAAACUAAGCCAUUACAAUUUAUUAGCUCAGUUUAUUGCACAUUCCAGUCAACAGGUUCACUUUGCUUUUGGACAGACACCAUCACUGCACUUUUGGUCUCAUAUGUCUUCAUCUUUAACAUCUUGUAAACAAUAUUGAGUCAAUUUUACCUUUUAAUCAAUUACUUUUACAAAUUAUUUUAAUAUGCAGUUCCUAUUUUUAUUACAUACAGGUCUUAAUAUUGAUGAUCUAAUUUUUAACUGGCUGUCUACUGUAUGGAUGAGAGGGUCACAGUGACACACUCUGACCAAGAGUAAGCCUCCCCAAUACUUCAGAACCUGAAGAAGGAUUUUAGGAGAUUGUUAUGGUUUAUAGUAAGUGUGGGGCAUGUUAGGUAUUUCUUUAUCUUCACUAAAUGUAUCCUAUAAUAAUUCUAGUGUAGCUAUUGACUAUAUGUCCUAUUGAAAUGGCUUUAAUUAAUUGCAUUAAGAAUUAAGACAUUUCAUGUCUCAGCAUGUGAUGGAAAUCAUUAGCAAUUUAAUGUAAAUAUUGUUGAUUUAUUGAUAUUGUGUGUAAUAAAGACAUCAU
Messenger RNA from Scylla paramamosain (green mud crab), 2858 nucleotides. RefSeq names its product cell division cycle-associated protein 7-like. Lineage: Eukaryota; Metazoa; Arthropoda; Malacostraca; Decapoda; Portunidae. The coding region runs from base 1 to 1221 and encodes 406 amino acids. The transcript is spliced from 8 exons. The record is from RefSeq and is a predicted model, not a curated record. Gene Ontology annotation, cellular component: nucleus. Gene Ontology annotation, biological process: regulation of DNA-templated transcription.